This is a messenger RNA of Mercurialis annua (annual mercury), 2583 nucleotides long. Its product is annotated as cytosolic endo-beta-N-acetylglucosaminidase 1-like. The record is from RefSeq and is a predicted model, not a curated record. Gene Ontology annotation, cellular component: cytoplasm. The transcript is spliced from 14 exons. Gene Ontology annotation, biological process: protein deglycosylation. NCBI's taxonomy places the organism in Eukaryota, Viridiplantae, Streptophyta, Magnoliopsida, Malpighiales, Euphorbiaceae. Gene Ontology annotation, molecular function: mannosyl-glycoprotein endo-beta-N-acetylglucosaminidase activity. The coding region runs from base 132 to 2426 and encodes 764 amino acids.
AUUAAAUAUAACUUCUAAUCAUUCAAUCCAUUUUAUACGUUAAACUGCCUGCAUAAAGUUGUAAUCUUUCUCUAAAAUUUCUUUAAAUUUUCAAAAAGAUCCAAUCUUUUUUUUCUCUUACACUCGGUCUUAUGUCUCAUACAAAUGAAAAAUCCUCAAGCGUUGACUUUGCCCCAUUUGAUCCAUUACAGCCAUCAAAACCAAUCUCAUACCCAAUCAAAACUCUUGAAGAGCUUCACUCUAGAGCUUACUUUGAAUCUUUUCACUGCCCAUUUAAUAAAGCUUCUGUUUUGCUUCCAUUUUCAGCUGUUGAGUUGCCUCACAGGCCUAGACUGCUUGUUUGCCAUGAUUUGCAGGGUGGCUAUGGUGAUGAUCAAUGGGUUCAAGGAGGGUCCAAUGGUGAUGCUUAUGCUAUUUGGCAUUGGCAUUUGAUUGAUGUUUUUGUUUAUUUCUCUCAUUCUUUGGUUACUUUGCCUCCUCCUUGCUGGAUUAAUACUGCUCAUAAACAUGGUGUUAAGGUGUUGGGGACUUUCAUCACAGAAUGGGAUGAAGGGAGACUUAUUAGCAAUAAAUUGCUUGAAACAGAGGAGUCGGCUCGAAUGUAUGCGGAGCGGUUGUCCGAGCUCGCUGUUGCUUUGGGGUUUGAUGGAUGGCUGAUCAAUAUGGAGAUUAAAUUGGAUGAGGAGCAAAUUCCUAAUUUGACGGAAUUGGUCAGUCAUCUAACCAAGACUAUGCAUUCCUCACUCCCUGGAUCUUUAGUAAUCUGGUAUGAUGCUAUUACGAUCCAUGGAAAACUCGAUUGGCAGGACCAACUAAAUGAAAAAAAUAAACCGUUCUUUGAUGUUUGUGAUGGCAUAUUUGUAAACUAUACAUGGAAGAAAAACUAUCCGGCUAUAUCAGCUGCUGUUGCUGGUAAUAGAAAGUUUGAUGUCUACAUGGGAGUAGAUGUAUUUGGAAGGAAUACUUAUGGCGGUGGACAAUGGAAUACAAAUGUUGCACUUGAUGUGUGCAAGGAGGAUGAUGUUUCUGCUGCAAUAUUUGCACCUGGAUGGGUCUAUGAGACUAAGCAGCCUCCUGAUUUUCAAACUGCUCAAAAUAAGUGGUGGAGCCUUGUAGAGAAAUCAUGGGGAAGAGUAAAAUUAUAUCCCGAUACACUACCAUUCUACUCAAAUUUUGACCAAGGCCACGGUUCUCAUGUUUCUGUUGAAGGAAGGCAAGUCUCAAAUACUCCUUGGAAUAACAUUUCUUCCCAAGGUUUUCAGCCCUUUCUUGAAUUUAAAAGCAACCCAUCUCCGGACACCAUUCAAGUUCAUGUAGAUUUUAAGGAAGCAUCUUAUGGUGGAGGAGCAAAUAUUACAUUUAAAGGAACUCUGAAAGCUCACAAUGAUUUCACGACAAGGCUCUUUCAAGGAAAGUUGCUUCUUGGCGAAUCACCUCUCUACCUGACAUAUUCUGUGAAAUUAGAAGGGGAUUCUCAGCUUGGUCUAGCUCUUUACUUCUCUUCCAAUCUAAAUGAAACAACAUCUGUACUUAUUGCGCCCAUCAGGGCAAACCAAAUUUCAAACAACUUUAAUAAAGUGAUCAUGCCACGUAGAGUUAACGGGCCAGAAGCGGUUUCAGGAUGGGUAAUUCUAGAGAGUAGCAUUGAAAUGAAUGGAUACACAUUGACAGAAAUCCAUGCUCUAUGCUACAAGCCAAAUCCUGAACAUGGAAAACUCAGAUCAGAAUCAUGGACAGACCUGCAUAGAGCGUAUGGUUCAAGUCCAUCAGAAUAUUUAGCACUUCUUGGGGAUAUCAAAAUCAGGAAUUCCGAAGCGAGCUUGGUGUUUCCUCCUUCAAGCUCAUGGCUGGUUGAGGGUCAGUAUAUCAAGUGGAGUUCAGAUUCUCAGGGUUCUAAGACACUGAGUGUUAAAAUAAAUUGGAAGUUGAAAGACGCAAGUAAAAUUCAAUUUUCCAAGUAUAAUAUUUACGUCGAAAAGCUAGCAAAAAAUGGCGGUGGCAAUUCUGAUGGAAGAGUAGAAGGCAUUCAGGAGUACAUUGGAGUAGCAUAUGUUGAUGCGUAUUAUGUUUCUGACAUUUCCGUUCCAUCGAGUACUUGUAGUGUCAAAUUCAUUAUUCAGAUGUGUGGUGUAGAUGGUGCUUGUCAGAAACUUGACGACUCUCCAUUCCUGCAAAUUAAUGUUGAAGAUUCUGAUGAAAAUGAAAUAGCUAUUCCCAUCGACACAUUUUCGUUGAAGACAUAUCGGACCGACAUAAAUCCAGCGAGAUCAAGAUCAAUAAAGCACAAGAAUUGUAAGCACUUGAUUGUUGAGUUGGUGCAAAGAGUUGGGAAAAUGGAGAGGCAGAUGAUCUUAAAACAAAGAGGUUUAAGUUUGUUGUUAGUGAUGUCUUUGGUUCUGCUUGGCAUGAUCUAUUAUGGGUUCUAAAUCACAAUGUUGUACUUAUAAUCAAGAUUGUUGGAGGAAAAAUGUUAUUUAAGGGGAAAAUGUAUUUGUAAUCAAGAUUCAAAAUUGAGGGAUUAUUGCUAUACUAAUAAAACUAUUAAUGUUUACACAAUAAUAUAUCAUUGUUCCGGAGUUUUAA